Blastomyces gilchristii SLH14081 is the source of this 2532-nucleotide messenger RNA. RefSeq lists its product as uncharacterized. The transcript is spliced from 4 exons. NCBI's taxonomy places the organism in Eukaryota, Fungi, Ascomycota, Eurotiomycetes, Onygenales, Ajellomycetaceae. The coding region runs from base 1435 to 2031 and encodes 198 amino acids. The record is from RefSeq and is a predicted model, not a curated record.
GCGAAAUUUAGCAACAUGAGCCACAAACUUCCCACAACUACAUUGGACGCAGCAAGUUUUUCCAACUCGCAGUCAACCCAACACUGUUGGCUUUAUUAUGGCUGAUUGGGGGUAGCGACUUAUUUGGUGCUUAAUUGAAUAUUUGCCUCUCAUUACAGCAGAAAGAAACUGAGCCUUGAGACUGGCGUUAAUCAAAGCCUCUUUACUAACCCUCAACGGCAAUGCCAUUUUCUUGUUCGAUAGGAAAUCCUCAAGAGGCCAAUAUACAUACCAAGGGUUUCAGUGUUUCGACUUUUCUUUGUACACUUUUCAAUGUGUUUUAUGCCUUGGCUAAUAACCUUUCCCAUUACCAGAUUAAUUGAACGCUCCUCUUAAAACAAAGCCCUUUCUCAAUUUGAGAGUCAAAGUCCACAUUCCCUUUUCGCCUGUGGUGGGACAGCUUUCGCGCCUAGAUUUGGAUGGAGUAAGGCGUUCGUCUCUGACGCACAUACACGAGGGAAUGUGAAUAAAAUACGAAACGAAAAAUCAUGUCGCUUACAAGUCAACCCUGGCUGACCAGCGCUUACAUUCGUCCCCGUACAAUGAAACGUACAUAAGUGAGAAAUUACGCUAUUGGUCGCUAGGAAAGAGAAAAAGAAAAUGGAUGGAGAUGGUGGUAUUUAAGAGGGGUACUGGCAAAUUAGCCUACCUCGACUGAGGCUCGUUGGAUGCACUCUAGCUUAUACGAAUGGAUCUCCGCGAGAAUGAAUCCUUCAUAUGGUAUCUUAUCCGGAAGCAAAACAACUCGAAAGGUGUCCAAUGCGAUGUUCGCUGGUAUUUUGGGAUUUAUCCUGGACAAAGAUGCCUGGAAUACGCAAGUGCACAAAACCCGCAGACUGUUUAUCUUCCGUGAAAAUAUAUGUUUAUAUACCUUCUUCCAGCGUAAUACAUGGGCGACUUGGUCAAUGCACUCAAGCAAAAUGGCCUGACACUUUAUUGGCUGUGGAAGGACGGUUUUAUCUGGCUAGGUUCAGAAUUGCCAUGAUUCUGAUAUCGUUUGGGUCUGGCAAUUUUAUUGCUUGAAUAAUAAUAGAACGUGCACUUCUGUACUCUGCUUCUAUGAGACAAGUACAGUGCAGCUUUAAAACAGAAUUCAAUAACCAUUAGAAAUUAGAUAUAAAUACGUAAACGGCACUCUAAUUACAUUCUGCGGUAACAAGCGCCUGCCUUCGUAUGCCCUGGAGGGAAAAAAAAAAAAAAAAAAAAAAAAAAAAAAAAAAAACAAAUUCAUCCACUAUCGUUGAUAACCUUCAGAGUCACGUGAUGAUAAUACUCAAACUUCCUCCAUGACGUUCAUCACAAGGACAAGUGAAAAACAAACGGCCAGCAUCACUAUUCGACCUCACUGCUUCGCUAACCAAACGCCACAUACGGCUGAUUCGGCUGACGUUGAGGAUGGGUGGGCAAAACGGCCAUGAUCAUGGUUAUCAUGCGCAGAAUUUGUGGACGGUGCUGCCCGCUUUGAAAGUUGGGGCUUUGAGUGGUGCCUCCGGUCUCAUAUUUGGCGGGAUAACGGGCGUUCUUCGUUCACCGAAUCCGGCGAUCCAUUCGAUCGCAGCCGGCCUCCAUUGGUUUGCGUUUGGAACCUCGACAUGGUGGCUGAGGAGUAAUAUCCUCAGAGUUCAAUUUGAUGACAAACCCACGGUGGGACAGCGGGCAUUUGCAAGCUCAGUUUCUAGCGGAUUAUCGGGGGGAGCAAUUGCGUUUUCUAUCCACCGACGUUUUAUUCCCGGAGCAGUGAUUUUCGGAAUAGCAGGCUUCCUUGGACAGAAGUCGUAUGAUGUCAUUCAUGGAUGGCAGUUAUCAAGGGAUCAAACAGCCCCUCGAAAACCCUUGUUCCAGCGUAUGUUGGAGUCGAAAUGGAUGCUCCUGAAGCCAUUGCCGGAUGAUGAGUAUGUAGGGAUGCUGAACGAGAAGCUGCUGGCUGUUGACGCUGAGAUUGCGGUUAUUGAUGACAAAAUCGCCGCUCUGAAGAGGUUGGAGGCGUCGUGAGAUGGAUUCCUAUGUUUGAUUCUAUGACGGGUUCAUUUUGUUCUCGUGUUGCAUUUUUCUUCUCGCUAUCUUUUUCUUGUUUUUUACUUGUAUUAUUUAUAUUUAUAUUUGUUUAAUAUCUUGUCUGAGGUUGUACAUGUACACUACUAGCUCAAACUAGCCUAUGUGCAAGGAGUUCCCGGUCAUGUAUGUAAUUGGGCAACUCUGGCCUUUGGAAAUAGACUCCGCGGAUAAUUGUUUGGCUGCAAUGCAUUCAUAGAGAGUAAAAGCUGAUUGCAAAAACGAGGCACGAUCAAGGCAUAUAUAUACUUUCCAAGACUUCUUUGGUGUGGAAGAUGCAACCGUAUCUGUUGUGGUUGCAAGGGUGUCCGUAAGUUCCAGGGUGCGCCGGUCAGCAUCUGGGCUCCGCUAAAUGAAGCAGAACUAGUCUCCGUCCAUCCGUUUGAUGGGGCUUCUCUUGGUGUGUGGGAUAGAACAUACAUACCUAGUACGUAGUAAUUA